AUGGCAGCGGUAGAGCUUCCCGUGAAGUCGCUUGAUGAAUACAAACGGCUGGCGCACAUCGGUCGCGGCACUUACGGAGAUGUGUUCCUGUGCGAACACGUUCAAACCGGGGAGCGUUGUUUGUUUCUCGGUAGAACACGAUGUCUGAACGAAGUGGCUCUGCUCCAGCAAUUACCAGCACACCCGAACAUUGUAAAACUCUACGAAGCCUUUUGGGCUCAGCCUACUGAAGGAGGCGAGCAAGCUCUUGUCCUGAUCCUUGAGCAUGCGGAUGGAGGAGAUCUUGAGCAAGUUCUCAGCGCGUCCAUAGUAGAAAAUGAAGCCCGUCGAAUCUUUUCUCAGCUCGCUCAAGGAGUUCACCACCUGCACACGCAUCGUGUCGUUCAUCGCGAUCUAAAGUGCGCAAAUGUUUUUCUCUUCCAGUCCGGGCGCGUUGUGCUGGGAGAUUUCGGCACUUCCAAGCGGCUAACACCGAUUAGUAGGCAAGAACAAGAGAUUGAAGCGCAAGAUUUGAGUUCGACGGUAGUUGGGUCCCUGCUGUACAUGAGCCCCGAGCUCCUGGAAGGCGAGCCUCACGGUUUUGCCACUGACAUUUGGUCGCUUGGCUGCGUGUUGUAUGAGCUGCUCUCGGGAGGGAAGGCAGCUUUCGCAUCGCCGUCGUAUCCUGCCGUCGUUUUCCGAAUCACUCAGGACGAAUACGAUCCAUUGGAUACGGACGUGGUUUCUCCUCAAGCACGCGAUCUGGUGAGCAGGAUGCUACGAAAGAUGCCUCAAGAGCGGCCGACCAUCGCAGAAGUGCUUCAGUCGUCCUGGCUCAAGGUAUGUGGCACCAUAAAAUAUAAAACUGUGGAGUCUGUAAAGCAUGCGGUGAAGAAGGGAGUAGGAGCAUCGGAGGAGAUCCCGACAGCAACAAGCCACCAUACAACAGAUCAUCUUCUGCCUCCAGCCCCCGUUGAUAACACUUCUCGAGACAUGAUCAUGGAGGCCAAGGAAAUAUUUAUCUCGCCACCUCCUGCCCCUCACAUUCGACCUCGCUCUCAUCAAGCAAAUUCUCUUCAUCGCCAUAAAGAGAUCCGCUUUCGUGUGCAAGAUCAAGCUGCCUCGCCCCUGAUACGGUUUGAUGAGCAGCCCCCACCACCGCCAAUGCUUCCGUCGAGCAUGAGCUCCAUGAUCCCUUUCAAGCAUAAUUACCAGCGGCAGCAUCACAACUCGAUACAAACCGAAUCACUGGCGCUGGAAGUGCGAGGCGUCCAAAUGGUAAAAAACACUCGAAGCCAGCGACCAGCACCGAAAUCAACCCCCAAGCAUCGACCGUAA
Phytophthora sojae is the source of this 1317-nucleotide messenger RNA. RefSeq lists its product as hypothetical. The transcript has 4 exons. NCBI's taxonomy places the organism in Eukaryota, Oomycota, Peronosporomycetes, Peronosporales, Peronosporaceae. Gene Ontology annotation, biological process: protein phosphorylation. Gene Ontology annotation, molecular function: protein kinase activity; ATP binding. The record is from RefSeq and is a predicted model, not a curated record. The coding region runs from base 1 to 1317 and encodes 438 amino acids.